AUGGGCAGAGAAAGGAUACAGAUACUUGACGGUGGGAUGGGGACGACCCUCGAAUCGUUGGGUCAUUCUGUAUCUUCCGACUUAUGGGGAUCAGAGUUACUCCAUACGAAUCCGAGUGCUAUGCAAGAUAUACACAAAGGAUAUGUCAAAGCUGGUGCGGAUUUGGUGGAAACUUGCACAUAUCAAUUGACACCUGCCAACUUACAAUCAUACCUCUCGUCUUCAUCAUCCACUACCAACUCUUCAGAAGAGCAUAAAGGACGAUCUUCUUCUUCUUCUAUAAUUCGUUCCUCCGUCAAUCUAGUACAUGACUCGUUCCACAAUGAACCAGGAGUGGUAUUUUCCUGUGGGCCAUACGGAUCAACGUUGAAACCUGGUGCAGAAUACUCAGGUAUAUACCCACCACCUUAUGGUCCUAACGAUCCUUUGGAUUCAGGAGGAACGAAGACAGACAAGGUUAACUAUUUUUCAAAUACGGAAGAAGGUAAAGCCCAAGAAGAGAAUGCUAUACAUCAUUUAACACAAUUCCAUUUAGAUAAAUUAAUCUGUCUUUUAGAUGAUGACGAAGGGAAGGUAUGGAAGAAGAUCGAUUGGAUCGCCUUUGAAACUAUACCUUUACUGUAUGAGAUCAAAGCUAUUCGAAGGUGUAUGAAAACUUUGAACGAAAUUGCUCGUAACAAGUAUACCCAUGGACAUGGCGAUGGAACCGAAAAACAAUGGUAUAAAAAGAAAUUCUGCAUAACUUGUCCAUUCCCCGAUGGUCAACAUCCACAACUUACCCCAGAAGGCAAAAACAUAUCGAUCGAUAACUUUUUACAUACACUGUUAGAUCCUCAUGAAGACGAGGAAAUACCAGAUGGGAUAGGCAUAAAUUGUACUAACCCUUUAUACGUCCCUCAACUAUCCUCGCAAUUCACCAAACACCUCAGAAAGAUUCGAAUGGCCAAACAGGAACAGCCUGUGUUUGUAUUGUAUCCUGAUGGAGGACAGGUAUAUGAUGUACACACUAAAACUUGGUCUGCCCCUUUAGACUCACCCGGAAAUGCUAUGGAAUGGUCAAAAGGCGUAUUGGAAGUUGUACGUGAGUUAGAAAAAGACAAGAACGAUGGUGGUCAAUACACGUGGGGAGGAGUGAUUGUUGGUGGAUGUUGUAAGACUUCCUUUGGGGAGAUAAAAGCUUUGAAAAUUGGUUUGGAUGAGUUGUACGGAUGA
Molecule: messenger RNA, 1212 nt
Organism: Kwoniella botswanensis
Lineage: Eukaryota; Fungi; Basidiomycota; Tremellomycetes; Tremellales; Cryptococcaceae
Exons: 3
Coding region: 1-1212 (403 amino acids)
Biological process (GO): S-methylmethionine cycle
Molecular function (GO): S-adenosylmethionine-homocysteine S-methyltransferase activity
Source: RefSeq, a predicted model, not a curated record